GUUGGCCACAAGCGCGGCGGCUUUGGCUAAAUGUUGCACUUUACAUCUCGACGUGCUUCCUGGCAGCUUGUUUCUCGCCUACUUGUAUUUUUGUUUUGCUUUUUAAAAAGCACAACGCAAAGUCAACAUGGUCCGGCUACACUGAAAAGCAGCUAAUAGGCAGGAUCGGCGGUCCGAGGAGUGAACAUUCGCCAUGGUCCAUUUGACUGACCCUCACCGGAACGGACCGGGAUGUGUUUUGCCAUGGUGAUCAUUUGCAAGAAGAGACCGGAGAAGGGCGGCGACAAUGUAACGUCGAAAAGCACACAUUUGGGCCCGUUCCAGGCGCAGACCAUGAGCCAGGGGACCACUCUCUUCUCUCGUGAACUAACGGAUACAAGGCAAUGGUGCGAGGCGGCACACGGCUGCGCCUCGCCUCAGAGCCCGGUCGGCACGAGCCUGGAGAGUCUUUGGGACGUGCUGCCCGAGGUGCACCGGAGCACCGCCCACUGGGGUUGGGAUGUGGGCUCCACGUCCAGCACCAUCAGCAGCCUCCUGCAGGACCUCAGCCUGACAGAGGCCGCCGCAUCCUCGCUGGUGGUGGCGCCGCCCAGCAAGCGUCAGUGCCGGUCUCUCUCCUGCUCAGACGAACUGCACCGGUCCAGCUGGCGACCCCAGGGCUCCAGAGUGUGGACGGCCGUGGAGAAGAGGAGGUGCCACAGUGGCGGGAGCGUCCCCCGAGGCGGCAUCGCUCAGACGGGCUUCCAUGCCAUUCAGCGCAGCAUCAGCUUCAGCCUUCCCGCUGCCCUGGCCCAGCCCCUCUUCCUCUCUCACGAACAGAUCUCAGAGCCCGACGGGCCUUCGCUGGUCAGCUCGCGCGACUCCACCCCUGAGCUGGAGCACCGAGGCGGUCCGGGGGGUCUGGCCCGUAGCCGCUCGCAGCCCUGCGUCCUCAACGACAAGAAGAUCGGGGUCAAGCGUAGGAGGCCGGAUGACACGCAAAGGCCCUCGCUGGAUCUGGCAAAGAUGACUCAGAACCUUCAGAACUUCCACAGCCUCAGCUGCGCAGGAAUCACAGGCCAGUCCGGACACAGCGAGGACUCUUCUUCCAAUACCAACACUUACGACGACGUUACACCUGUGACCAAGCACGACCCGCCUGGCCUCACCAUCCAGGAGGCAGACCAGAUCUCCACGUACCACAAAGAUAAGGCGCCCAUGUGGACGGGCUUUUGUAGCGCUGGAAAGGAUGCCUAUCUGCUCGGAGGAGAGUUGGACAUUGAGCAGAUCGAGAGGAAUUGAGACAGACUUGAGUCUUACGGACAAAACAAGUUAUGCACUCAUUAUUGGAGGGAGUAGUCUUAAGGCGCCCCCUCCCCCCCAUGUGUGUCUCAGGAGGCAAGGCAAUCAGGAAGAGUCAAAUCUCGAGAUGAAAUACUAACAAGUCUUUUAACGUUUUUUUUUUCCGUAAACCUUCAGUGUACUAAAUUCAGAGAGAAUUUGCAGCAGGCUUAUACAAAUUCUCUGUCGGGGGAAGUUGGACGACCCGACAGACUGAGAUGGAAACACGGGUGCUACUUAGAAAAAAGCUUUUAAUGACGCAAACCAUGACAAGAAAACCUGGCUUUUCUCCAAGAUCAACGCAAGAUAUUUUAUGAUGCUAAUAGCAUUAAUAUUUUACAAUUUGUAACGACAACGUGAUGUAAAAAGUUAGUAUUUCUAUACGAAUAAAAAUAGUUUUAAAUGUG
Molecule: messenger RNA, 1727 nt
Organism: Phyllopteryx taeniolatus (common seadragon)
Lineage: Eukaryota; Metazoa; Chordata; Actinopteri; Syngnathiformes; Syngnathidae
Gene: fam53b
Product: family with sequence similarity 53 member B
Exons: 5
Coding region: 232-1281 (349 amino acids)
Biological process (GO): positive regulation of canonical Wnt signaling pathway; protein import into nucleus
Cellular component (GO): nucleus
Source: RefSeq, a predicted model, not a curated record